CAAAUCUAAAAUGCUUUUUGAGUUCAACUAAAGUUUGCAUUUAUUUUUGAGAAAGACAUCAACGCUUCUCCACUCACUUAUCUCAUCCCUAUCUUUUAUAUCAAUCUAUGUAUCUCUCAGUUCACUCUCAAUGCUCCGGGAGUUUAGCCAUACUAUACCAUACCAUUUGUGAAGCUUUCAAUGAGAACCAUACCAUAGGAUUGUAAUACAGUUGUAGAUAGUUAUCAGAUAUAUAAUCGUAAUUUCAUUUAAAAUCAAUCUUUAUAUCAUUUCUAUACCUACUCUAAGUUAUUCAAUACCUGAACACUGAACAAACAAAACAGUAUUAACUUUUUCUGUGACAACAAACAAACAAAAAAAGAAAGAAAAAGUGUUACUUUGCGUAAAACAAUCCGAUCUCUUAUAUUAUCCAAAGUUUUUUGUUUUAUUUAAACGAAUCACUAAUUGCUUUGAGACGGACAACCAAACACUUGGAGAUUAUGUAUGACAACCAUAACCGUCACAAUCUUCAAGCCCUACAACACGGGUCGACUCCAGACUUGGCUUUCAGUCAUCAGAUUGUAAAUCAGCCGUUGAUAUCGUCAACAGCUCAUCCAACAAAUGCUAACAACACUUCCUCACAAAUGAAUCCAUACUAUAAUACAAAUAAUCUCUUAAGAUUUGGUUCAUUACCACAGUUGGACAGAAAUACUGCUUUAUUUGGUUACCAAAACUAUAUGGGCGUCGGUGUGAACAACCAGUGGAUCAAUUCAUAUGAAAACUCAUUAUCCAAUCUAAAUGAUUUGACACUUAAUAUAAUGAGUGCUUCGGUGGUCAACUCAUCUGACGCUCGAAAGCAGCGCCGAAGUCGUACAGCAUUUACACACAAUCAGUUGGCGGCACUCGAGUCCACAUUUAGUCGAACCCAAUAUCCGGAUGUAUCGACUCGGGAACGGUUAGCACUGUUAACUCAUUUACCCGAAGCCAGGAUUCAGGUGUGGUUUAAGAAUAGACGAGCAAAGUAUAGGAAAACUAUGAAAGGAAUCGGCGUUAAUGUCAGUGAUUAUAAAACAGAGAAAAACUCAUCCAAUGGUCACAACAAUGGACUCGAUAUCAAAAGUGAUCCGUUGUUUGAACAGAAAAAUGAAAAAUUCUUAAAAGAAGAAGAAGAAGAACUAGUUGUCGCCGACGAUCCACUAAUACAUCCAUUGGAGAGAAGCGAUGAGUUUAAUGAUAAACGAAAUUCAAAUGACAACACGUAUGGCAUACCAUCGCUAAUGUGGUCACAACUGUUGUCAUCGAAGAUGAUCUCUAAUCCACUUAACAUUCCUCGACAACAACUAUGGUUACCAACAGUUCAGUCAACUGAUAGAAAAUUAAAAUAAUUAUUUCCAUAAAUUUGUUAAAAGUUUUUUCUAGUAUUUAAGUUUUCACUUAAUUUAUAAGUAUUUAUAGAGUAUAUAAUUUUUUCGCCC
Messenger RNA from Oppia nitens, 1454 nucleotides. Its product is annotated as homeobox protein ceh-17-like. Lineage: Eukaryota; Metazoa; Arthropoda; Arachnida; Sarcoptiformes; Oppiidae. The transcript has 3 exons. Bases 480 to 1364 code for a protein of 294 amino acids. The record is from RefSeq and is a predicted model, not a curated record. Gene Ontology annotation, biological process: regulation of transcription by RNA polymerase II. Gene Ontology annotation, molecular function: RNA polymerase II transcription regulatory region sequence-specific DNA binding; DNA-binding transcription factor activity, RNA polymerase II-specific.